CUCUCUCUCUCUCUCUCUCUCUCUCUCUCUCUCUCUCAGCCUGAGCCAGUGAGACGUAAGGACCUGGAGUUUGAGCCUCUCUCCACCACAGGCCUCAUUCUGGAGGACAGACCUGCGAACCUGCCGGCGAAGUCAGAGGAGGAAGCUCAGAGACACAGACAGCAGUACAGCGAGAUGAUGGCAGGAGCCAAGAGGAGAGAGCUGAAGGAGGCUCAGCGGAAAAAGAAGCAGAUGAAGGAGAGACACCGGCAGGAGGAGAGCAUCGCCCGAGCUGUGGUGGUGUGGAACACUGAGAUCCUGCCCAACUGGGAGAACAUGAGGAACACGCGGCGUGUGCGGGACCUGUGGUGGCAGGGCCUCCCACCCAGUAUCCGUGGCAAAAUCUGGAGCCUCGCCAUCGGAAACGAGCUCAACAUCACCCCCGAACUGUAUGAAAUCUUUCUGUCCCGAGCGAAAGAGAAGUGGCGCAGUUUCUCUGAGACAGGAUCACUGAGUGAGAGUGAAGACUGUGGUGUCGAUAAGGAGUCGAGUCUGGACCUGAUUAAACUGGACAUUUUCCGGACUUUCCCCUCGCUCUUUAUAUUCCAGAAGGGUGGGCCGUAUCACGAUGUUCUACAUAAUGUCCUGGGUGCAUACACCUGUUACAGACCUGAUGUAGGAUAUGUACAGGGAAUGUCCUUCAUAGCUGCUGUUCUUAUUCUGAACCUCGAGGAAGCCGACGCCUUUAUUGCCUUUGCAAACCUCCUCAACAAACCAUGUCAAAUGGCCUUCUUUAGGGUGGACCAUGACCUGAUGUUGAAGUAUUUUGCAGCGUUUGAGGUUUUCUUUGAGGAGAAUCUCCCUAAAUUAUUCCAGCACUUUCAGAGCAACAGUCUGACUCCAGAUUUUUACCUCAUAGACUGGAUCUUUACGUUGUACAGUAAGCCGUUGCCACUGGACGUGGCAUGUCGUGUGUGGGAUUUGUUUUGCCGUGACGGGGAGGAAGCUCUGUUCCGCACAGCCUUGGGAAUCCUGCGCCUUUAUCAGGACGUCCUGCUGCAGAUGGACUUCAUCCACAGUGCCCAGUUCCUGUCCCGCCUCCUGCAGAACACCCCAGCACACACACUCUUCACCUGCAUCGCUAACACACACAUGAUCAGCAACAACCGUCGCUGGAACCAGGUGUUUUCAGCUCUGAUGAAAGAUGGACCUAAAGAAGCUGAUAAAACAGGAAGUCCUGCGUUAAGAAGCUAACAGCUGACACCUAAUGAAGUAGCAGGUUCUGGGAAUGUUUAAACACACUGUCGUGUUCAGUAUUAACGAGACGGACUGCAGAGCUUCAGCAACUCGUGGAAGAUGUUGGGAAGAAAUUCAGCAGCAGAAGACAUUUCAUUUUGUGUGUGUGUGUGUGUGUGUGUGAGUGUGUGAGAGAGAGAGGUAUUACUGUAAAGUUAUCUAUGCCAAGUGCCAAAUGUUUGUGACUUUAAAGCAAAUAACACACACACACACACACACACACACACACACACACACACACACACACUUUAAAGAUUAGGUACAAGACUGAUUGUCAUGUCUGAUUGACAGCGUCUCUGAGUCUUGGGGGCGGAGCUUGUUGUAUAUAUGAUUAUAUGACAUCAUCUAUACACGUGUUACAUUUUAAAGACACAAUACUGGUGUAAGUCUAAAAGCUAAGCAGAUUGACGUGGACGCGAUCCAGCUAGCCUAGCUAAUAUUAACUGUCUGAUGCGAGCUAGUUAGCACGAGUAACUAAGUAACCGGUGUUGUGAUGCAAUAUGAUCAGGUUAUCUUAAGCUCCGCCCUCCAUGAAUCAGGAACUGUCUUUAAACAGCAGCAUAGGAAGGAGAUGGUGAAAACUUUACGCUAAACAUUACUUGAAGACAAGAGACACAAACGACACUUUAUUUCCACACAAUCUUGUACAUAGUGCUGUGUUGCCAAACCGCGCGCCUUUUUUUUAUUUGCUAGCUAUUAAUAUUAAAAUAAUUUGAACAAGAAACAACGUUAAACUUCAGCAACGACCAAACGUGUGAAAAUGUGUUUAAGCUAAUGUUUUUAUUUUGUCCGGCCGUGAUGGAUCGAGAUGUAACCAUAUAACAGCUAACAUCGAAUCUCACACACACACACACACACACACACACACACACACACACACACACACAAGCUUGCUCCUAAUGCAGUAGCAUUAUUGUGGCCUUUAGACCCAGAGCUGAUCUGUGAGGCCAAUACACACAAGUGCAAUUCGUAAGCUCAUACACACACACACACACACACACACACACCAGCCGUGUGAUACACACUAGUGCCAAACCUUAUUACUAACACACACACACACCAGCUGUGUGAUACACACUAGUGCCAAACCUUAUAUUACGAACACACACACACACACACUAAUGCCAAACCUUAUAUUACGAACACACACACACACACACUAAUGCCAAACCUUAUAUUACGAACACACACACACACCAGCUGUGUGAUACACACUAGUGCCAAACCUUAUAUUACGAACACACACACACACACACACCAGCUGUGUGAUACACACUAGUGCUAAACCUUAUAUUACGAACACACACACACACACACACCAGCUGUGUGAUACACACUAGUGCUAAACCUUAUAUUACGAACACACACACACCAGCUGUGUGAUACACACUAGUGCUAAACCUUAUAUUACUAACACACACACACACACACUCCUUUUGAAGCUCAUGUUUUUUUAUAACUUUUUUUAGAGAGAACAUUUGCACCUUGACUCUUGUUCCACGCUCAUAAAACUGUAAAGGUUCUUCAGUCGUCCUUCUGGAGAACCUUAAAUAUUUGUAGGCAGGUCCUGGAUGGUUGGUUUAGGGAUGGAACGUUCCACACUUCUGUAAGUUUACUCUGUUUCUUUGUAGAACUUUACAUCAUCUCCGGUCAUCCACAGAACCCUUAAAAUCAAUGAAGAACCCCUUGUUCAUUUUUUAACAUCUAGAACCUGAACUUCUUGGUACUUGGAGCACUCUAAGGGUUUUUGGCUUGCAGAGAUUGGAUCUUCUCUGAUGGGAAAAACAGGACGUUCUGUUCAAGGGUUCUGUUUAAAACACCAGAUAAUCACCGUGCUGUAGGGAUUCACGGAAGUUCAGAGUAGAUCCCUUUAGAUCUCUAACGACGUCUUUAUUUCUGAGGUCUUAGUUUCCUGAGAGUUCCACUUGGUGGAGAACGGAUCGGUCGUAGGGUUCUAGGAUUGUUUCGUUGGAUAAUUAGGAGUUCUCGACUUCCUGGAAUGGUUCUAUUUUCUGAUCCCUUCUCAGUUGGAGGCUUCUGUUAGGGUUCUUAACUCCACUUAGGAUCCGUGCUGUUGGAUCAUUCCAUGGUUCUACCUUUCUGAUACGGUUCCCUGUGGAACGUUCUCGCAGGAAACACUCGCACGGUUCGGUGUUAUUUAAGGGCUCACGAUCGGAUAAGCGACUUGUUAGCUUCCAGCUAACGGUUCUACUUUCUAAUGAACACUCGUUUUUCUGCAUCUUUAUCAUGAACAUUUUCCUGGCUUCCUGAAAGGGUUCUACUAGAGAACCGAGUGUAACAGAGGAACCUAUCGAAGCCCCGCCCUCUUUUCAGAAAAGAAAGCUUUUUGUUUGAACGAACCGUAGCGUUUUUUUCUCAACCACGUGAGUUUUUUUAUUUAUUUAUUUUUGACUCACCGCUAAAUGCCUUUUUUUUUGGUUCUUUCAUCUGUAGUGUAAGACACAUGAGCACAGAGAGCCAAUCAGAAUACAGCCUGGACGAUCCCAAAUCUCGUGUCCAGAAAAGCGUACAGAAACUCAUCAGACGUGCCGUAUCCGGUGGGCGGAGCCUCAGACACCGAGACACGCUCGCUAGCGUAAAGGUUUUUACUAGCUAGCUAAUUAGCUGUAUGUUGUACUUUAUUACGUUAACUUUCUGAUCCUACAUUUGUGACAGUGAUGACAUCAUCAGGAGGUUGAGAUCAGCCAAUCACAGACUGACGUGAGACUACAAUAAUAAUAAUAAUAAUGUGAGGUCUCUCUGGACUUUUAUGUGAUGCUGAGUUUUCACACCCCCCCCCCCCCCAUCAUGUUCCUUCUAAGAGGAAGAAUCCAGAAGCUGCUGACUGCUUUUUAAAAUGCACUUCCUGUUUGUCGUGUUUCUAAAAAUUUUAACGCAUCUUUGACGGUCUGACGGACGUUUUAUACCAGAUUGUUUUUCGUAGCCCACCGACUUUGAUCCACGACCUUUCGGAGUCCCUUAACACACUAACCGCUUCAACACGUCGUCCGAACGACGAUCGCUGACGUCACUGACUCGCUUUUUAUUUCCUUUUUAAAUCUGAACUCAUUAUUGUACAGGUUUUUUACAUACUGUCAGUGUUGUACAAACAACGUGCACCGAUUUCUGUAGAUUAGAAAUGUAAAUAGAAGUGAAUAACGUUCUCGGCUCGGGGGCUGUGGGGUCUCUCUGGCUAGUGUUUAAUUUACAGAUUCAUGAACAUCGAGUUGGGGAAAAAAUGAAUUUGAAGUUCUGUCGUUAUUUUGAGUUGUUAAUAAAACAUUAGGACAUAAAA
Messenger RNA from Tachysurus fulvidraco (yellow catfish), 4570 nucleotides. RefSeq names its product TBC1 domain family member 12-like. The record is from RefSeq and is a predicted model, not a curated record. NCBI's taxonomy places the organism in Eukaryota, Metazoa, Chordata, Actinopteri, Siluriformes, Bagridae. Bases 175 to 1233 code for a protein of 352 amino acids. The transcript has 11 exons.